AUGAGCGGCGCCCGCUGUCCGACAGCCGCCGACCGAGACAUCACGGUGCUUGCGGGCCAUGCCGUUGUGCGUCUGUUACAUGCUUCCAUCUGCGGGACCGACCUGCAUAUCCUGAAGGGCGAUGUGCCCAGUGCAACGCCGGGGCUCGUGUUGGGCCAUGAGGGCGUUGGCGUCGUGGACCAAGUCGGAUCCGCUGUGCAUGGCUUACACGUUGGCGAUCGCGUGGUGAUAUCUUGCAUGACUUCGUGCGGAGCAUGCCGAUUCUGUGCGCGAGGCAUCGUUGCCCAUUGUGAGACAGGAGGAUGGAUAUUGGGGAAUAGAAUCGAUGGCACACAAGCGGAGUUUGUGCGGAUUCCACACGCGACCCUGUCCUUACACAUACUGCCUUCAUCCAUCCCCCUGCGUGCUGCUGUCGCUCUCUCGGAUUCCUUUCCCACUGGCUACGAGUGCGGCGUGCUAAGCGCCGGUGUUCAGCCCGGUGGAUCGGUGGUAAUUGUGGGUGCAGGACCCGUGGGCAUAGCGGCGCUGUUGACCGCGCGGCUGCACUCACCUUCGCUCAUCGUCAUGGUCGACCUGGACGAACCGCGGCUAGCGAUGGCACGUCGUCUAGGCGCGCAUGCCACAGUCAAUUCCGCGGCGCCGGACAUCUCGCAGAAACUCCUCGAUCUGACCAAAGGCCAGGGCUUCGACUCGGUCAUUGAAGCUGUCGGGAUCCCCGCGACGUUUGCCCUGUGCCAAGAGCUGGUCGCCGUAGGCGGCGCAAUCGCGAAUGUGGGUGUUCACGGCACCAAAGUUGACUUGCACCUGGAGACCCUUUGGGAUCGGAAUAUUAGUAUCCACAUGUCGCUAGUCAAUGCUACGACUACAGACCGGCUACUGCGGCUGGUCGAGUCCGGCACACUAGACAUUGGGUCGCUGGUAACGCAUAACUUCCCCUGUGCCCAGGCGGUCACAGCCUAUGAGAUCUUCAAAGACGCGUCGGCCCACCAGGCGCUGAAAGUGGCCAUCGACUUUGAGUAA
Molecule: messenger RNA, 1020 nt
Organism: Penicillium lagena
Lineage: Eukaryota; Fungi; Ascomycota; Eurotiomycetes; Eurotiales; Aspergillaceae
Product: zinc-dependent alcohol dehydrogenase family protein
Exons: 3
Coding region: 1-1020 (339 amino acids)
Molecular function (GO): zinc ion binding; oxidoreductase activity
Source: RefSeq, a predicted model, not a curated record